AAUAUAAUGUGCUUACUUUGAACACAUAUGGUGAUGCAAUAAAAACCCAUGGCGAAAUCGUACUAGUAAUGUUAAGUAUUUUAAUGGAAGCCAAUCGAAAGUUGUACUCGAAAGAAUUAAUGUCACUCAAUUUAUACUUAAAUAAUGUUUCUGAACAUUUAGAUUUCUAUUCUAAAAAUAAUGAAAAAAUAUUUGAUACGUCAAAUAAAACUUUCAGUAUUCUUAAAGGUUACUUGAUGAUUCAUGAUUAUUUUUUAGAACAGUUUGAGAACAUGAUAUUAAAAUAUUGUCGUUAUGUAACAUAUGAUGAAGUAUUUGUUUAUUGUCCUGAUUAUAACAAAUCAGGAGAAUAUACUAUCGAAAAUUUUCGAUAUGUUGCAAAUAGACUUAAAAACAGAUUACUACAACGUGAUAUUCAACAAAAUGACAUUGAUGAUAAUAUAAAAAAUUUAGAACACAGUGAAAUAUAUUUUGUUUUUAAUAAAGCUGUUAAAAGGUCUGAAUACUGGGGAUUUUUGCCAAAAAAUGUACUAUUAUAUGAUUUUAUGAUGAAUGAUUGUAAAAUUCCCGAAAAAGAUCUAAUGAUAAGUUCUCAGAACGAACAAUAUCCCUUAUUAAUAAACAGGCAGAAUGAAUCUGUUUUAGACAUGAUUCGUUUUGCACCACUCACCUAUAAAUGUCCUGAUAAAAGACACAUAACCAUUUUUGAUAUAUUUAGAUACAUCAAAUAUACAUUAUACAGAAAAGAAGUACAAGUAUUUCAUACACUCAUACUAACAGCAACAUUUCGUCCUAUUAUUUUACUAGUAAGACUGUUUAUCAGAACCAUUAAGGAAUUAAUAUACGUGUACAUUCAAAAAAAUGAACAAGAAGUACCUUUAAAAUAUUAUGAAAAUAUUAUUUCUGUCGGUAAAAGAAUACUUGAAUGUUUUCAAAAUUUUGUCGAUUUGAAUCUUUUUGGUAACGAUUCGAAAAUAUUCUUUUCUUCAUUUUUAUAUAAAACUUCUGACUGCCUUAAACAUUUUAUUUAUAAAAGGACACGCGAUACAAUGAUUUCGUGCUCUAAGUGGGAACAGUUAUCAAAAUCAUUUUUAUUUAACAACAAAUUGGUCAUUAAAAAUCCAACUGAGAUUUUUACAGAGAAUAGUAUUGACGAACUCUUUGAAAAAUUGGCUGUGAAUCUGAAACAAUCAGAAGAAUUCGUAAAAGAAUUAAAAGAACAUGAUAAAGUUUUUAAAUUCACCAAAAAAACUUUUUAUGUUAAUCACAUAUUAAAUUUUCAAUACACGUAUAUUUUUCAUAGAAAUAUCAUAGACAAUUUAUGUCGAACUAAAGAUAGUUACACAUCUUUAUUCGGUGAUGCUGCCACUCAAAUCGUACGUGUCAAAGAAAAAAGUAAUGCCAACGAUAAUAAAAAUAGAAAAAAACAAAUUGUGGUGUAUCAAAAUCAUUCUGAGAAAAUUAUAGUGAAUAGUUAUGAUGAAUGCGAUAUAAACUAUUGUUAUAAUCCCAACCCUAAAUACUUGAUUAAUUACAUAUUGUUCACGUAAAUUGGAUUUAUUUUUAAUAUUUAUAAAUUAUGUUAUAAAUUAUUUAGUGAAAAAACAUAGAAUAUAAAUUUUGUUGUAUC
Daktulosphaira vitifoliae (grape phylloxera) is the source of this 1630-nucleotide messenger RNA. RefSeq lists its product as uncharacterized. The coding region runs from base 69 to 1550 and encodes 493 amino acids. The transcript is spliced from 2 exons. NCBI's taxonomy places the organism in Eukaryota, Metazoa, Arthropoda, Insecta, Hemiptera, Phylloxeridae. The record is from RefSeq and is a predicted model, not a curated record.